CGCGGCUCGCUUUGAGAUAAGUCGGGGAGUUAAUUAGACAUUGGCGGUUAAAUCUGAAUAACUCAAGAGUUAAACGGUUCGGCUGUCAGCUAACUCGUUAGCCUGGUUUGUAUUGCAACAACAACAACAACAACAACAACAACCCCACCAACUGGAGGGCUGCCCGUUAUCUGUGGCGUCUCAGUCUGUGAAUGUUCCAUUUGGCAGCUUUGGGAUUAAUCCUAUGGAUAUUGUUGCUACUGUGGAGGAUUAAUACCAAGACGGCAACGAUGCCCGUGACUAUAAAGGACUCUCCGCCUGGCUGCGGCCCACCUGCGGCCGAGGACGACGUGCCUUCUGCACGAUCCCCUCAUCCAGGCGAACAUUCCCCGUCAACGGUUCCUGCUCCCCCCACACGGCUCGAGGGCGACGGCCCUCAGGCCUCUGCGGGUCUUGAAGUUAAAACCGUGGACGGCACUGGGGCUCUGCCGGCAUCCUCUGGGAUAAAUGCAGAAGAGCCAUCAUUGCGGAUGAACACCCAGAGACCUUCCAAAACCAGGGCGCCGAUGCUGAGCUCAAAGCUUGGGGCAAGGGAACGCCUCAAGUUCAUUCUCGGAGCAUCGGAGGACAACUCUUCAGACGAGGAACUCCUGGUCGCUAAACCUCCGAGCGGUGCGUUUCAGCCGGCCUCCUGCGGCCCCAGAGAGGCCGGCUCCUCUGGGAUGAAGCCUAGUAUGUCUGGUCUUCACUUGGUGAAAAAAGGACAUAACCACAGGAAGAUGGAUGUUCAGAGGGACUUCGCCGUGGCCUCUCCUGCGGAGUUUGUUACCCGAUUUGGUGGCAACCGCGUCAUCGAAAAAGUGUUGAUUGCUAACAACGGUAUAGCUGCAGUCAAAUGUAUGCGCUCGAUUCGCCGCUGGUCCUACGAAAUGUUUCGUAAUGAAAGAACGAUCCGUUUUGUGGUCAUGGUCACCCCUGAAGACUUGAAAGCCAAUGCAGAAUACAUUAAUGCAGACCACUAUGUGCCUGUUCCCGGUGGGCCCAACAACAACAACUACGACAAUGUAGAGCUGAUAGUUGACAUUGCCAAGAGAAUCCCAGUGCAGGCUGUCUGGGCUGGUUGGGGUCACGCCUCAGAAAAUCCCAAACUGCCUGAGCUGUUGGACAAAGCAGGAGUAUUGUUCUUAGGCCCCUCCAGUAAGGCCAUGUGGGCUCUUGGGGAUAAGGUGGCUUCUUCCAUUGUGGCUCAGAGUGCUGACAUUCCCACACUGCCGUGGAGCGGAUCAGGUCUGACAGUGGCUUGGGAAGAGGACGACCAGUUUCAGGGCAAUAUGAUCAGUGUUCCUCCGGAAAUCUACACAAAGGGCUGCGUUCGUGAUGUAGAUGAUGGACUGGCGUGGGCUGAGAAAAUAGGUUAUCCGGUUGUCAUCAAGGCCUCUGAAGGUGGAGGUGGAAAGGGUAUCCGCACAGUAGAAAAUUAUGAGGACUUUCCAAGCCUCUAUAGACAGGUGCAGACCGAGGUGCCCGGCUCGCCUAUCUUCAUCAUGCAGCUGGCUCAGCAUGCCAGACAUCUCGAGGUUCAGAUACUGGCGGAUGAGUAUGGGAACGCCAUCUCUCUCUUUGGACGAGACUGCUCCAUCCAGAGACGGCACCAGAAGAUCAUAGAGGAAGCUCCUGCCACCAUAGCUUCUCCCUCAACAUUCGAGCAAAUGGAACAGUAUGCCGUGAGAAUGGCCAAGAUGGUAGGCUAUGUGAGCGCUGGUACUGUGGAAUAUCUCUACUCUGAAGACGGAGGUUUCCAUUUCCUGGAGCUAAAUCCUCGCCUGCAGGUGGAACAUCCAUGUACAGAAAUGAUUGGAGAUGUAAACCUGCCAGCCGCCCAGCUUCAGAUUGCGAUGGGUAUCCCCCUCCAUAGAAUCAAGGACAUCCGUUUGCUUUACGGGGAAACUCCAUGGGGCGACACCCUUAUUAACUUUGAGGCUCCAGAAUGCACGCCAAGUCCGAGAGGGCACGUCAUAGCCGCGCGCAUCACCAGCGAGAACCCCGAUGAGGGGUUCAAGCCCAGUUCUGGCACCGUUCAGGAGCUGAACUUCCGCAGCAGUAAAAACGUCUGGGGUUAUUUCAGCGUGGGGGCAACAGGAGGACUGCAUGAGUUUGCAGAUUCCCAGUUUGGACACUGUUUUUCCUGGGGAGAAAACCGCGAAGAAGCCAUCUCGAACAUGGUGGUGGCUAUGAAGGAGCUGUCCAUUAGAGGGGACUUCAGGACCACAGUUGAAUAUCUAAUUAAGUUACUAGAGACGGAAAGCUUCAGAAACAAUGACAUUGACACCAGCUGGCUGGAUCAUCUCAUUGCAGAGAAGGUGCAGGCGGAGAGACCAGACACCAUGCUGGGCAUCGUUUGUGGGGCUUUGCAUGUUGCUGAUGCAAGCUUCCAAAAGAGCAUGUCUGAUUUCCUGCAUUCACUGGAAAGAGGUCAAGUACUCCCUGCAGCCAGUCUCCUAAACUCUGUCAAUGUGGACCUAAUAUAUGAAGGAGUCAAGUUCUGCCUCAAGGUUGCUCGCCAAUCCCCAACAACCUUUGUCAUUAUGAUGAACAACUCCAACAUCGAGAUAGAUGUCCACAGGCUGAGUGAUGGCGGCCUCCUGCUGUCCUAUGACGGAAGUAGCCACAUCACCUACAUGAAGGAGGAAGUGGACAGCUAUCGCAUCACUGUAAGCAACAAGACCUGUGUGUUUGAGAAAGAGACGGAUCCCACGAUGCUGAGGUCGCCCACAGCUGGUAAACUGCUGCAUUACGCGGUGGACGACGGAGGCCACGUUCUUUCAGGAGAGAUCUACGCAGAGAUUGAGGUGAUGAAGAUGGUGAUGGCGUUGACGGUGCAGCAGUCCGGUUGUGUCCACUUUGUCAAGCGAGCCGGAGCCGUUCUGACGCCUGGCUGCGUGGUAGCUCGUUUAGCUCUGGAUGACCCCAGCAGUAUACACUUGGUGGAGCUCAACACCGCCGUAUUGCCACCCCAGCAACCACUGCCCACCGUGGGUGAAAAGCUUCACCAGGUGUUUCACUGUGUGCUGGAAAACCUGGUGAAAGUCAUGGCGGGCUACUGCCUAGAGGACCCCUUCUUCAGCAGCAAGCUGAAACAAUGGGUGUCUACCCUGAUGAAGACCCUCAGGGACCCCUCGCUGCCCCUGUUGGAACUCCAGGACAUCAUCACGAGCUUGGCGAGUCGCAUUCCUCCCAGCGUGGAGAAAGAUAUCCGUAAAGUGAUGGCUCAGUACGCAAGCAACAUCACCUCCGUCCUCUGCCAGUUCCCCAGCCAAAGGAUUGCAAAUAUUCUAGACAGCCAUGCAGCGACCCUGCAGAGGAAGUCCGACCGAGAGGUGUUUUUCAUGAACACUCAGAGUAUUGUUCAGCUAGUACAGAGGUACCGCAGUGGAAUUCGGGGUUACAUGAAGUCGGUGGUCCUCGAUCUGCUGAAGAAAUACUUGCAAGUAGAGAUACAGUUUCAACAAGCUCACUAUGACAAGUGUGUCAUCAACUUGCGAGAGCAGCACAAACCUGACAUGAGCCCUGUGCUGGAGUACAUAUUCUCACAUGCCCAGGUUUCAAAGAAGAACAUCCUGGUCAUAAUGCUCAUAGACCAACUGUGCGGAAAGGAUUCCAUGCUAGCAGAUGAGCUCAUGGACAUUCUCAACGAGCUCACGCAGCUCAGCAAGAUGGAGAACUCAAAGGUGGCCUUGAGGGCCAGACAGGUCUUGAUUGCAUCCCAUUUACCGUCAUAUGAACUGAGGCACAACCAGGUGGAGUCCAUCUUCCUGUCAGCCAUUGACAUGUACGGCCACCAGUUCUGUCCAGAAAACUUGAAGAAACUCAUUCUCUCUGAAACCUCAAUUUUUGAUGUUUUGCCCAAUUUCUUCUAUCACUCCAACCAAGUUGUCUGCAUGGCUGCUUUGGAGGUGUAUGUGCGCAGAGGUUACAUCGCCUAUGAGCUGAAUAGCAUCCAGCAUCAACAACUGCACGAUGGAACGUGCGCUGUGGACUUUCAGUUUAUGCUGCCAUCAUCACAUCCAAACAGAGGGAGCAACCCUACUCUCAACAGGGUUCCCGUGCCAGUGAGCGGAUCAAGCCAGUUUAAAAUGAGGCGAGAGAGCAGUGAACUCUUCUUGGAGGGAGCCUUUUCUCCCCCCUGCCAGCGCAUGGGCGCCAUGGUGGCUUUCCAGUGUUUCGAGGACUUCAAAAGGAAUUUUGAUGAAGUUCUCUCCAGCUUUGCAGAACCGCUCUUGGAGAGCGCUCCAUUCUCAGAGUCCUGCCCCAGUCUGUUUGAGGAAGAGAACUUCAAGAACACGAGGGAAAACCCGAUCCACAUCAUUAACGUGUCCAUAAAAAACGCUGACACAGAAGACGACGAUGCCCUUGUUACGGCCUUCACCGCAUUUGCCCAGUCGAAGCGCCCUAUCCUCUUUGAAUAUGGCAUCAGACGGAUCACAUUUCUAGUUGCACAGAAGAGGGAAUUCCCCAAGUUCUUCACGUUCAGAGCUAGAGAUGGGUUCCAGGAGGAUCAAAUUUAUCGUAAUCUGGAGCCUGCUUUAGCCUUUCAGCUGGAGCUCAACCGCAUGAGGAACUUUUACCUGACAGCCGUUCCCUGUGCCAACCACAAGAUGCAGCUGUACCUCGGUGCUGCCCGCGUGCAGGAGGGCGUUGAAGUUACAGACUACCGCUUCUUCAUACGAGCGAUUAUCCGACACUCUGAUCUCAUCACUAAAGAAGCGUCCUUUGAAUAUCUUCAAAAUGAGGGAGAACGUCUACUGUUGGAGGCCAUGGAUGAGUUGGAGGUGGCCUUCAGUAACACCGGUGUCCGCACAGACUGCAAUCACAUCUUCCUCAACUUCGUCCCCACUGUCAUAAUGGACCCCUCUAAAAUCGAGGAGUCUGUUCGCUCCAUGGUGAUGCGCUAUGGCAGUCGUCUUUGGAAGCUGCGGGUCAUGCAGGCUGAGCUGAAGAUCAACAUCCGUCUGACCCCAACCGGGAAUGCCAUUCCUGUCCGCCUGUUUCUCACCAACGAGUCCGGCUAUUACUUGGACAUCAGUCUGUACAAUGAGGUCACCAACCCAAGUUCUGGACAGAUCAUGUUCCAGUCAUAUGGAGAUAAGCAGGGUCCUCUGCAUGGCAUGCUGAUCAACACUCCGUAUGUGACCAAAGACCUGCUGCAGGCCAAACGCUUCCAGGCUCAAACUCUGGGGACUACAUACGUCUAUGACUUCCCUGAGAUGUUCAGACAAGCACUGUUCAAGCUGUGGGGUCCAGGGGAAAAAUACCCCAAAGAUGUGCUGAUGUGCACCGAGCUGGUUGUGGACCCUGAAGGUCAACUCGUGCAGAUGAACCGCCUGCCUGGAGACAACGACGUGGGAAUGGUUGCCUUCAAGAUGACGAUGAAGACUCCAGAGUACCCAGAGGGCAGAGAUCUCGUUGUCAUCUGUAAUGACAUCACUCACAUGAUCGGCUCAUUUGGUCCUCAGGAGGAUGAGCUGUUCCUCAGGGCGUCAGAGUUGGCUCGGGCCGAGGGCAUUCCCCGCAUUUACGUCGCAGCCAACAGUGGAGCGCGCAUCGGCCUGGCUGAAGAGGUCAAACACAUGUUCCAGGUGGCCUGGAUCGACCCCACUGACCCCUACAAGGGCUUCAAGUACCUCUACCUGACGCCACAGGACUACACUUGUGUCAGCGCCACCAACUCUGUUCACUGUCGGCAUGUAGAGGAAGGGGGCGAGUCCAGGUACAUCAUCACAGACAUCAUCGGGAAGGACGAUGGUCUCGGGGUUGAGAACCUGCGAGGUUCCGGCGCCAUUGCUGGAGAAACCUCUCAGGCGUAUGAAGAGAUUAUUACAAUUAGCAUGGUGACGUGUCGCGCUAUUGGAAUCGGAGCAUAUCUGGUCCGUUUGGGACAGAGAGUGAUUCAGGUGGAGAACUCUCACAUUAUUCUGACUGGAGCAGGUGCUCUGAACAAGGUUUUGGGAAGAGAGGUCUAUGCAUCCAACAACCAGCUGGGAGGGAUCCAGAUCAUGCACAACAAUGGAGUCACACACACCACCGUGCCGGAUGACUUUGAGGGCGUCUUCACCGUCCUCAAGUGGCUCUCCUACAUGCCGAAGAACAAACACUCCCCUGUACCCAUCAUAGCAACGGCAGAUCCAGUAGACCGAGAGAUAGAAUACACUCCGACUAAGGCACCGUACAACCCCCGCUGGAUGCUGGCCGGAAGACCUCACCCCACGGUGAGAGGUUCCUGGCAGAGUGGAUUCUUCGACCACGGCUCCUUCAUGGAGAUAAUGGAGUCUUGGGCUCAGACGGUGGUAGUGGGCAGGGCACGGUUAGGCGGAAUCCCCCUCGGUGUCAUUGCCGUUGAAACACGCACGGUUGAGUUCACUGUCCCAGCUGAUCCAGCAAACCUGGAUUCAGAAUCUAAAGUUCUGCAGCAGGCGGGCCAGGUGUGGUUUCCAGAUUCAGCCUUUAAAACGGCCCAGGCCAUUUGUGACUUCAACCGUGAGCAUCUUCCUCUAAUGGUGUUUGCCAACUGGAGGGGCUUCUCUGGUGGAAUGAAAGAUAUGUAUGACCAGAUACUGAAGUUCGGCGCCUACAUAGUGGACGCCCUGCGUGGUUUCCGUCAGCCGGUGCUAGUGUACAUCCCGCCACAUGCUGAGCUGAGAGGAGGAUCGUGGGUGGUGAUAGAUCCCACCAUCAACCCACUGUGUAUGGAGCUCUAUGCAGACAGGGAGAGCAGAGGUGGUGUGCUGGAGGCUGAAGGUACAGUGGAGAUCAAAUUCAGGAGGAAGGACUUAUUGAAGACCAUGAGAAGACUAGAUUCAGUCUACGCUAGUCUGGUGGAGCAGCUCGCUUCCCCGGAGCUGCCUGACAAGCAGGGCAGAGAGCUGGAGACAAAGCUCAAAGCCAGGGAGGAGUUCCUGUUGCCCAUCUACCACCAGGUGGCAGUGCAGUUUGCAGAUCUCCAUGAUACCCCAGGCAGGAUGCAGGAGAAGGGUGUCAUCACUGAUAUUUUGGAGUGGAAGAACGUGCGGACCUUCUUCUACUGGCGUCUGCGUCGGCUCUUGUUGGAGCAGGUGGUGAAAUGUGAGAUUCUUGAGGCCAACAAAGACCUCAGUGAUGGACACAUGCAGUCUAUGCUUCGACGCUGGUUUGUUGAAACGGAAGGAACAGUCAAGGCCUACCUCUGGGAUAAUAACAAAGAAGUAGUUGAGUGGCUGGAGAAGCAUUUGACCAAGGAGGAUGGCAUACGAUCAGGCAUCCGAGAGAACAUCAAGUACCUGAAAAGGGAAAACACCUUGAAACACAUCCGCAGUGUGGUAGAGGCCAGCCCUGACAUAGCCAUGGACUGCAUCAUCCAAAUGAGCCAGAACAUCACUCCGUCCCAGAGGGCCAAGCUCUCGCAUCUGCUUGCAACUAUGGACAGCGCCAGCACCAAUUAAGCUGCGGAGCUUCACCGGGUUUUAUUUUAAAAAAGAACAAAAGGUGACGCUCCGGUUAAAUGCACCUUGUUGGUAAAGAGAUGGAAGAUUUGCAUUUUUUGGGGGGGUCUAUUUGGGCACAAAGUGACUUAUUCCUCAGAGAUCACAUCACCACUACAGUGCUCUGCCUGUUGUAAACGUUGCUUUUAAAAGGCUUCUUUGCAGGGACGUCAUGAUCAGUUUGACAGGCAGACAAAGAGUUUGUCUUUUUAUAUUUGUGAUGAAAACAGUAAGUUCAGCUUCUCACAUCCAGAAACGUUCCGGUUCACAAACUACGACCGGAUGGCACAUUUCAUUUGGCUGUGUUUGCACAUAAUAGUGUUGCAGUGUAACUGCGUUUGUUCAGUCUUUUGAGUGGCAAGUUUCACAAAGUGGGAGACGCCUUAGUUAGUGGAUGGGCGUUGUCCUCAGUUAAAUGUAUUAAAUAGAGAUAUUUUGUUAUACUGUUCAUGUAGCUCAGAUAACUGAUCAAUUAUUUGAUUGAUUACCAAGUAAAACUAACAAAAAAAGUGUUUUUUUGCAUUGAAGAAAUAAAAGAAUGUACCAGUAUUAAAAUGCCGAAAUGCAAAUUAAGAACCGAUUAAGAUGGAUUCAGCUGUCCGUUCACUUCCAGUCUGUCUGAGUGUUUCUAUGCUGUAGUGUUGUUUGUUCUACAAAACAAUGUAAUGAAUGAUAGGAGAUACUGUGACACUUAAUGUGAUACUUCUGAGCUUUCUUUGAUUUUUGCAGUAAUUCAGGUUGAACAAAGGAUUGCCAAAGUAGUCGCCUAAGUGAUGGCUUAAUUCUCCUCUAAAAACAGGGACAUUUAAUUUUAAAUGUACAUCAACUCUGUCUUGUAUUGAAUUCCACUGAAGACUGUUUGUUAAUAAAUGUCAUUGAUAUAUUUUUGUCAAAA
Messenger RNA from Gasterosteus aculeatus aculeatus (three-spined stickleback), 8388 nucleotides. RefSeq names its product acetyl-CoA carboxylase beta (gene acacb). Gene Ontology annotation, cellular component: mitochondrion. Gene Ontology annotation, biological process: fatty acid biosynthetic process. Gene Ontology annotation, molecular function: acetyl-CoA carboxylase activity; metal ion binding; ATP binding. The record is from RefSeq and is a predicted model, not a curated record. NCBI's taxonomy places the organism in Eukaryota, Metazoa, Chordata, Actinopteri, Perciformes, Gasterosteidae.